This is a messenger RNA of Clonostachys rhizophaga, 600 nucleotides long. NCBI's taxonomy places the organism in Eukaryota, Fungi, Ascomycota, Sordariomycetes, Hypocreales, Bionectriaceae. The record is from the annotation of a GenBank genome assembly.
AUGAAACUCGGCCAGACCCUUGAGCCAGCGGAUUUUGACAGCAAAGAGGCCAUCAGGUCAAAAUACCUUCCUCAGGUCGCUGAGACGCUCAAGGGUCGUCUUGGUGCAUCUCGUGUCAUAGUCCGUGACUAUCUAGUGCGGAAGAGCCACAAGAAGUUCCCCGUAGCGACGGGCGAGGUGUACGAAUGGGAACAACCAGCCAAUCUCUUUCAUAUCGAUUCUACCCCAAAUGGAACAAGACAGGUUUUCAAUGGUCUCAACCAGGGGCUGCUUAACGAGCUGUCGACGAAGAGGUGUCAAUACGUUACCAUCAAUAUCGUCUGGAAGCCCAUCGUGGGACCAGUUCGGAAGUGGCCCUUGAUGAUGGUAGAUACCUCCACCGUCAAGGCUGAUGUCGAUCUGGAGGCAAGGGAUAUGGUGUACUAUGAUCAUGUGGUGGAAACUCACCUUGUCUACAAUUCCGAUGACUACAAGUUCAAUUACUUGAGCAAUCAGACCACAGAUGAGGCCUGGGUUAUAUUGCAGACAGACUCGGGGACAUUGACAGGUACACCUUCAAUCGAAACUCCUCCGGCGCUUGCAGAAGCUGACUUCGAUUAG